UUGACGUGAGAGGUUAAGUUCGUUUUGAUCUCGAACACAAAUUAAUUUGGUUAUCUCGUGAUUCUUCGACUUUUGCUUGGAAAUAAUGCGGACAUUGGCCAAUAUCACUGCUAUAUUACUGAUGGUACAAUUGAACGUUUAUAUAGCCACCGAUUGGUGGUGGGGAGCGAGAGAUCCAUUUGGUCCGUAUCCCAGAAUACCAGAUAAAGAUUUGGUGAAGAGAGAGGUUGCAUUUGCAGAGGAGUGCAGGAAAACUAUGACUCCGCCUAAAGAUGUAUUUCUACCUUAAGGGAUCUUUGUUUUAAUUGUACAGUGAACAUAUAUGUCUUUUUCC
Messenger RNA from Cyphomyrmex costatus, 334 nucleotides. RefSeq lists its product as uncharacterized. Lineage: Eukaryota; Metazoa; Arthropoda; Insecta; Hymenoptera; Formicidae. The record is from RefSeq and is a predicted model, not a curated record. The coding region runs from base 86 to 289 and encodes 67 amino acids. The transcript has 2 exons.